AUGGGGACCCGUUUUAGGCCACCACUGGAACACACUGAACCAGAAGGCCAUAUUGCGAGCGACGUAGUGGAAGAAGCAUUGACGCCACGUGCGCGACGAUUUCUAACUCAUCUGUGUUUUGUUGUUGCGGAAUUCUUAAAGCCACCACUGGAACACACUGAACCAGAAGGCCAUAUUGCGAGCGACGUAGUAGAAGAAGCAUUGACGCCACGUGCGCGACGUAAACUUCAAGAACAAAAAAUUCGUCACGAGGAGGAGCUCGAGGAAAAUCUGGAAGAAACUGGAAAAGCUAUGAAAGACGGUAUGACAUCGGUGCAAACACACGAAAAACAUCCAAGUGGACCAACAACACCAAUCUCUACACCACGACUAACACCAAAGCUCAAUCUGAAAUUCGGAAAAGAUAAGGAACAGAAAGGAAUUGAAGAAAGUGGCUUUAAUUUUGGUAAAUCCAAAAUUACUUCGAAGCAUGAAAUUGUUCGACGUGGAAAAGAUGUUGACGUGAAAGUGGAAUCACUGAAACUUGGCAAAGAUGAUCAGCUG
Messenger RNA from Gongylonema pulchrum, 543 nucleotides. The record is from the annotation of a GenBank genome assembly. Lineage: Eukaryota; Metazoa; Nematoda; Chromadorea; Rhabditida; Gongylonematidae.